AUGACAGAAAAUCGUAAAGUUCCGAAGCUACCAGUUGAAGGAAAGCGCAACAUCCUCAUCACCAGUGCUCUGCCUUACGUCAACAACGUCCCUCAUCUCGGCAACAUCAUUGGAUGUGUGCUGAGUGCUGACGUGUUUGCUCGGUAUUGUCGACUUAGGGGUUACAAUGCUAUUUACAUCUGCGGUACUGAUGAGUAUGGCACAGCGACAGAGACUAAAGCUUUGGAAGAGAAUUGUUCUCCCAAAGAGAUUUGUGACAAAUACCAUGUCAUUCAUAAGGAGGUAUAUGAUUGGUUUGAUAUAAGUUUUGAUGAAUUUGGGCGGACUUCUUCCCCUGAGCAAACUGAAGUUUGCCAGGCAAUUUUCAAAAAGAUACACGAAAACAAUUGGCUCUCCGAGGACACAUUACAACAGCUUUACUGCGAUACAUGCAAAAAGUUCUUAGCCGAUCGGCUUGUGGAGGGUACAUGCCCUAUUCCCGGGUGCGAGUAUGACUCUGCUCGAGGAGACCAAUGUGAGAAGUGUGGAAACCUUCUAAAUCCGACAGAAUUGAAGAUUCCCAGGUGCAAGGUUUGUCGAAAUAGUCCUCGUAUUUGUGAUACGGACCACUUAUUUCUUGAGCUCCCUCUUUUGAAAGAUAAGUUGGAAAAAUACAUCAAUGAGAUGUCUGUGGCUGGAUCAUGGAGUCAGAAUGCUAUUCAAACAACAAAUUCAUGGUUCAAAAUGGGAUUAAAGAAACGUUGUAUUACCAGAGAUCUGAAGUGGGGAGUUCCUGUUCCACAUGAAAAAUACAGUGACAAGGUUUUCUACGUUUGGUUUGAUGCACCUAUCGGAUAUAUAUCAAUCACGGCAAGCUACACACGUGAUUGGGAGAAAUGGUGGAAAAAUCCGGAGAAUGUGGAGUUAUUUCAGUUUAUGGGAAAGGACAACGUGCCAUUCCACACUGUAAUGUUUCCAUCUACUCUACUUGGGACUGAUCAAAAUUGGACUUUAAUGAAGACUAUUAGUGUUACUGAAUACCUGAAUUAUGAAGCAGGGAAGUUUUCUAAGAGCAAAGGCAUCGGGGUAUUUGGUAAUGAUGCAAAAGAUACUACUAUUCCAGUUGAAGUAUGGAGAUAUUACUUGCUCACAAAUAGGCCUGAGGUAUCAGAUACACUUUUUACGUGGUCUGACUUGCAAGCAAAAUUAAAUACUGAGUUGCUGAAUAACUUGGGAAACUUCGUCAACCGAGUUUUGAGUUUUAUUGCCAAACCUGAAGGUCAAGGAUAUGAUUCCAUUAUUCCCACUGUUCCUGAUGAUGUAAGUGGCGACUCCCAUGAUCCAACCAAAAAAUUGGCCAGCAAAGUUGCUGCAUAUUUGGAGCAAUACAUAGAAGCAAUGGAGAAGGUUAAACUCAAGCAAGGAUUGAAAAUUGCAAUGAGCAUAUCCGGUGAGGGGAAUGCAUAUUUGCAGGAAACUGAAUUUUGGCGUCUUUACAAGCAAAACCAAUCUCUCUGCUCCCUUGUUAUGAAAACUGCUGCUGGGAUUGUAUAUCUUCUUGCUUGUUUAUUGGAACCUUUUAUGCCAUCUUUCAGUCUUGAGGUAUUCAAGCAGCUAAAUUUGUCCACGGAGACACAUCUUUCACUUUCUGAUGAUAAAGGAGAUGUUGAUAGAGUAAGAAGGCCCUGGGAUCUCCUGAGUGCUGGUCAUAAAAUUGGAACACCAAAGCCAUUGUUCAGGGAGCUGAAAGAUGAAGAAGUGGAGUUCUACAGGAAGAAAUUUGAAGGAAGUCAAGCAGAUAGGGUUUUGCGCGCAGAGGCCGAAGCUGCUGAAAAUGUUGCUGCACAAUUGAAGAAAACAAAAGUUUCAGUGCCAUUAUUUGCAACAGAUGGCACUGGGAAGAAAAAACCCGGGGCAAAAUCAGCAGCAAAAUCAUCAAAUGAAGCCAAAAACAAGUCUGCUGCUGAACCAGAUAUUUCCAUCACAAGGCUUGAUAUUCGAGUUGGUCUCAUAAAAAAGGCUGAAAAGCAUCCUGAUGCAGAUUCACUAUAUGUUGAAGAGAUUGAUGUUGGUGAAGAACAGACAAGAACUGUUGUCAGUGGACUUGUCAAGUAUAUACCACUUGAUGAAAUGCAGAACCGAAAAGUCUGUGUUCUUUGCAACUUAAAACCAGCAAGCAUGAGGGGCAUUAAAUCCCAAGCUAUGGUUCUUGCUGCUUCCAAUGAUGAUCACACCAAGGUUGAGUUGGUGGAACCGCCCAGUUCUGCUUCUGUUGGAGAAAGAAUUACAUUCCCAGGGCAUGAAGGCAGUCCUGAUGAACUCUUAAACCCAAAGAAGAAAGUUUGGGAGACAUUGCAAGUCGAUCUGCACAGUAAUGAGAAGCUAGAGGCAUGCUACAAAAACAUUCCACUCACCACUUCAGCUGGCAUUUGCACAGUUUCAUCGAUAAGCAAUGGAUCAAUACGGUAG
This is a messenger RNA of Vicia faba (fava bean), 2448 nucleotides long. Lineage: Eukaryota; Viridiplantae; Streptophyta; Magnoliopsida; Fabales; Fabaceae. The record is from the annotation of a GenBank genome assembly.